AGAACCGUUCAUUUGCUUUUGUGCCGUUGACAAUUGACAUUCAAUCGCUUUUUCCAUUUGUUUUUAUUUUCCCCUCUUCUACCCUAAGUUUCUCCUUUCGAAGAAAACGCAUUUGGAAUACAAAUCAGGCGAAAAACACGCGUACAAAAAUCGAGUAAUCGAAAAUCAGUGGCGAUUUCGAAGGGUGUGUAUGUGUAUAGAAUUACUACAACACACCACAAAUACAGUUCGAAAAGGCAGCGCAGUCGGCAGAGGCGAAAAAAAAAGCAGCGGCGUCAGCAUUUCCAUUUCGGCAUUGCAGCUCGAAAAUCGUAGAAUCAGAAACUAAUCAGCCGGCAGAGGCUAUAGCAGUCGCCCGAUCGCAAUCGCGCCAUAUAGUACAGACAAUAGGUACCAUUGCCUAGGAGUACCAGGAACCAGGAACCACUAAUACCCAUCAACGCCAUGGAGGAGAACAACUCGCAAGUACUGAGCCUGCUGGGCGGUCUGGCCAUCGGAAUCGUUGGCUUCCAGGUCUUCCGGAAGGUCCUGCCCUGGAUUUACGCCAAUGUUGUUGGCCCCAAGGUCUUUGGCUCCUCCGUGGAUCUCUCCAAAAUGGGCGAGUGGGCAGUUGUCACCGGGUCGACCGAUGGAAUUGGCAAGGCCUACGCCAAGGAGCUGGCUCGCAGGGGCUUAAAGCUGGUGCUGAUUAGUAGAUCCCUGGAGAAACUGAAUGUGGUGGCCAAGGAGAUAGGCGAUAAAUACGGUGUGGAGGUGCGUGUGAUCGAUGUGGACUUCACCGGCGGUGCCGAGAUCUACGAUAAGAUCCGCGAAAAGACCACUGGCCUGAAUGUCGGAGUGCUGGUCAACAACGUGGGCAUCAGCUACAGCCAUCCCGAGUACUUCCUGGACUGCUACAAGUCCGAUCCCCAGUUCCUGCGCAACAUUGUGGCUGCCAAUAUCCACUCGGUGACGCACAUGACCGCACUUUUUCUGCCCGGCAUGAUUAGCCAGCGACGUGGUGUGAUCAUUAAUCUGUCGUCCACUGCCGGAGUCAUUCCCAAUCCGCUGCUGAGCGUGUACAGUUCCACCAAGGCCUUUGUGAACAAAUUCAGUGAUGACCUGCAGACGGAGUACAAGGAGCACGGCAUCCUCAUCCAGAGUGUCCAGCCGGGCUUUGUGGCCACAAAUAUGUCGAAGAUCCGAAAGGCUAGCGUGUUUGCUCCCUCGCCGGAGACGUAUGUCCGCUCGGCGCUGUCCACCCUGGGCAUUGCCACCCAGACGGCGGGCUAUCUGCCCCAUGCCCUGCUCCAGCUGGUCAUCCACUUUACGGAGGCGGUGUUCGGCGAACAAUUCGCACGCAACAUCGUUUUGAAGAACAUCCUGGGCACCCGGAAACGUGCCCUGCGCCGCCUGGCCAAAGAACAGUAGACUAUUGAGGAUGGAUACGGCGGAGGAGGCAUUUAAUGGGAAUCGGUUGGGAUGACGAGUGGGUCAGUUGGGUUGUGGGGAAAAUCCGGCUAGUCAAAUAGCUUACGUAAUCACCGCGUGUCAUACGAAUCCACAAAAAGAUAGCUUGAAAUACCAAAAAACAAAAAAACAAAUUUUUUCCGAAAUAAACUAAGCUUAGUUAGUUUUUGUCAUUAAUCAGCAUUGAAGAUUCGCAAGCAGCCAUGUCAUGUAAACAAUAAAAAAUGUGUAUAAACACAGAGUUACUAGAUAUAUGUAUAUAUCUAGUUUAUAAUGAUAAA
This is a messenger RNA of Drosophila simulans, 1730 nucleotides long. It is a transcript of the gene spidey, whose product is annotated as very-long-chain 3-oxoacyl-CoA reductase. Bases 445 to 1410 code for a protein of 321 amino acids. NCBI's taxonomy places the organism in Eukaryota, Metazoa, Arthropoda, Insecta, Diptera, Drosophilidae. The record is from RefSeq and is a predicted model, not a curated record. The transcript is spliced from 5 exons. Gene Ontology annotation, molecular function: oxidoreductase activity. Gene Ontology annotation, cellular component: endoplasmic reticulum.